UCAUGUGGCUGAGUGUUUCCAUUGUGAAGCCAUGAUUUUCAAAAAAAAAAAAGGGAAAAGAAAAGAAGAAAUAAAGAGGAAACGUAGCAUACAAAGAAAGAACAUGCAGCAGCCUUUAACAUGCAUGCAUAGCCAUUCAUUCACAAUUCACAUUCCAAAACCAAACUAAGAGAAACCAAAAAAGAAGAAGCAAAGUAUUGUAUUGUUCUCUUUUCUUCCUUGUUUCUUCUCUCCUCCACCGUCCACCACCACCGUGGAUGGCGCGGCGGGCGCAACGCAAGAACUGCUGCGCGUGCUGCGUGAGCUUCCUCAUAAGCACGGGCAUCACAUGCCUCUUCCUGUGGCUCACACUCCGCACCCAACACCCUAAAUGCUACCUCCAAUCCCUCCACAUUCCCUCCCUCAACACCACCACAACCAACCGCCAUAACGGCCACCACAACCACCCCAACAACACCGUGUUCUUCCACCUCAAACUCACCAACCCCAACAUCUACACCGGCGUCCGAUACAACGCCGUUCGCCUCGCGUUUUCCGUUUUCACGGACACAAACACCACGUUGCCCUUCGUCGACGCCACCGUCGACGGAUUCUACCAGGGCCACGGCAAGACCGCCGACAAGGACGGUUCCGCCGUGGCACGCAGCGGCGGGGUGAACCACACGGUGGCGUUGGCGGAGAACGGAAUGGUGUUUGUUAGGGUGGAGUUUGCGACGGAGGUGAAGUAUGAGAUUCUGUCGUUGUUCUCCACGAAACGGCACCGUUUGUUUGGAGGGGCUAACGUGGAGGUGAACGCUAGCUCCGGUGAGAAGGUGGGACCCAAGGGGAUUAGGCUCGGCAAAGUUCCGCCGCGGUUCGGGUCCGAAGCUGCUCAGGUUCGGGGAUUCCGUGCUUCUGUUCUCGGAUUGUUCCUCGCUCUCUUUUUUCUCACUGGAUUUACUUAGAGUUGACAGUGUGUUUAUUUUUAAUUUUUUUGCUUUAAAUUGUUUUUUAUCCUAAAAAAAAGAGAGAAUAAUUAUUUUCAUAAUAAAAAUUGCGGAGAUAAAUAGGCAAGACAAGAGGGUAAAAUAAAAUAAUGUGAAAGCAACGAUUUUUUAUUUCUUUUAUACUUUUUUUAAACAUUCUUUUAUACUUGAUUUGGUGUGUAUUUUUUUAAGAGGAAGACUGAUUUGGUGUGUUUGUUAAUUGCUUCAUUGUAUUUUUAAGGAUUCCAAAUUCUAAUGUGAUGUAGACUGUCCGGUUUAAGAGAAAUGUUGCAAUGAAAGAAAAAGACAUUGUAAAAUUUGCAAAAUUUAAG
Lotus japonicus is the source of this 1297-nucleotide messenger RNA. RefSeq names its product protein NDR1-like. The transcript has a single exon. Gene Ontology annotation, biological process: defense response to other organism. The coding region runs from base 258 to 944 and encodes 228 amino acids. Lineage: Eukaryota; Viridiplantae; Streptophyta; Magnoliopsida; Fabales; Fabaceae. The record is from RefSeq and is a predicted model, not a curated record.